CUCUCUUUCUUUCACUUUCAUGGCCUUAAAUACCCCAUUCUUCCAUCUGUUCUCUGUUAUUUUACAUUCCCAAACUGAUAGAUAUCCAUGUUUUCCCCCAUUUAAUGCCUAAGGUCUUGCAUAUGCAACACCUUAUCUUCAUUUUGUUCCACUUUUUUUCGAGUUUUUUCAAUCAUCUUUUCAGCUCACAUGGCCUCAAGGACCAUACCAUCCAAGCCUGCAAGACAACUGGGUGAACUCCUUGAAGAACAACAAGAGCCUUUUAUCUUAGAAGUUUACCUUUCAGAAAAAGGGUGUGGUGCCAAGAACUUAACUCCCAUCCAUGGUGGUUCAACCAAAAACAAGACCAAAAAGGGUAUCCCACAACACAUCCCCAAGGUACUUAAACUUAUACCAUGUAACAAAUUCUUUACAAGCAAAGGGUUAAGAAGAACCAAUAAUCCCAAUGAUGAAGAUGGAAAGACAGAUACAUUUUCUUGCUCAGCACUGUGUAAUUCAAGCUCAGAUAGUGACAUAGAUGAAGAAGAAGCAUCAUCAUCAUCAAUGUCUUCAAAAAUGGCAGAAAAAGCUGUUGUAGAUACAAACAUGGAAGAUACUAAGCAACACAGUCCACAAUCAGUAUUAGAAGCUAUGUCUACUUCCACAGGUUCCAAUACAAUGCAGAAAAGCUUCAUUUGGCCCAAGUUAAUAACAGAGGAAUCAAUAUUAUCAGCUACACUAUGGAAUUUGCUUCUACAAACAACAGAUUCAGAACAGUCAAGUGGUUCAUCACCAUUUUCAAUGUCAAAAAGGGUAUUACAGCAAACAAAGCAGCUACUGUUAGACUGUGUAAGAGAGCUUGUGGAUCAUAACAAUGGCUGUAUGAAAGAAGGGAAAGGGAAAAGGUAUUUAGGGUCAGAAGAGAUUGGGAAUGUUAUCUGUGAGAAAAUAAAAGGAUGGGGAAAACAACGUGGGGAUGAAACAAACAUACAAGAGAUGUUGGAAUUGGAUGUAAUUGAAACAAAGCAAGAAUGGGAGGGUUUUGAGAUUGAAUCAUAUAAAAAGGAGAUGGGGAUAUGUAUUGGAAAUGCCAUUGUUGAAGAGCUUAUAAGUGAUGUUGUUAUGGAUAUGAUUGAUGGAUUGAUUUUGUUAGAUAACAUAACAUGAAUGUAAUUUUGGUUUUGCUUUGCUUCUAA
This is a messenger RNA of Gossypium arboreum, 1175 nucleotides long. RefSeq lists its product as uncharacterized. The record is from RefSeq and is a predicted model, not a curated record. The transcript is spliced from 2 exons. The coding region runs from base 190 to 1146 and encodes 318 amino acids. Lineage: Eukaryota; Viridiplantae; Streptophyta; Magnoliopsida; Malvales; Malvaceae.